Molecule: messenger RNA, 1287 nt
Organism: Aegilops tauschii subsp. strangulata
Lineage: Eukaryota; Viridiplantae; Streptophyta; Magnoliopsida; Poales; Poaceae
Product: protein FAR1-RELATED SEQUENCE 5-like
Biological process (GO): regulation of DNA-templated transcription
Source: RefSeq, a predicted model, not a curated record
AUGAGGUGCUGCAAGGCACAAAGAAACAAGAAGGGCAAAGGUGAUGCGCCUGUCGUUCCGGAACGAAAGAGAGGUAUCAUUGUCAAGACGGAAUGCCCUGUCCGGUGUAAGCUGAACGUAGAUGGAGCACCGUGGGUGGUCACUAAAUAUUUUGACGAGCACAACCACGAGCUAAUAAAGAAGUUUGACCUGGUAAAAUUUCUGACCGCCCACAGAGGAUUCACCCCCCUCGAGAAGAAAUUCAUAAAGCUGCUACAUGAUUGUAACGUCGGUCCAUCAAGAAUGGUGCAGAUACUCUCCCUCAUCCACAGCAAAAGGGGGUCUCUGAGUAGCAUGCCCUACCUACCAGCAGAUGUCACAAACCUAAAGGCAAAGUACCGUAGAGAAAGCAAGUUGGCUGACAUAGAAGCCACGAUAGCCUACUUCGAUGAGAAAGCGAAAGAAGAUCAAGAUUUCUUCUACAGGAUAAUAUUGGACGAUGAGGACCGUGUCAGGAACAUGUAUUGGGUGGAUGGUGCUGCAAGAAGAGCCUACAAACAUUUCCGAGACUGCAUUUCUUUCGACGCGACAUAUCUCACUAAUAUGUACAAGAUGCCAUGCGCUCCAUUCAUAGGAAUAAAUAACCACAAUCAGCCAUUGCAGUUCGGAUGCGGGCUCGUUCGGAGCGAAGACACGGAUGGGUACGUUUGGCUGUUCAAGACCUUCUUGGAGUGCAUGGGUGGACUUGCUCCGAUGAACAUAAUAACAGACCAGGAUUUUAGCAUGCGUGCAGGCAUAGAGGAGGUCUUUCCGUUGGCAGUGCACAUGCACUGCAGGUGGCACAUUAUAAAGAAGGCUGAGGAGACACUAGGACCGUUCUUUGCUGACUGUCCAGACCUGCACAAGGCAUUCGAGCUGUGCGUGGACCACAGCUUGACGGUGGAGGAGUUUGAAAGGAGCUGGAUGGCUAUGAUUGAAACAUAUCAAGUCCAAGACCACGAGACGCUUGCUAGCUUGUGGGAGAAGCGAAUGUACUGGGUGCCGGCCUACUUCAUGCAGUGCUUCUUCCCGUUUCUGCAUACUACACAGCGCAGUGAGGGGUUCAAUGCUGUUUUGAAGCGGUACGUGAGCCCUGGCAACUCAUUGCUACAGUUUGCCAAGCAGUACACCGAUUUGCAACAAAAAAUACUGGGAUCCGAGCUACAGCAAGAAGCAAACACCGCGCUCAAGCAGCCAAAAUUGCUAACGUAUUUACCAAUGGAGAGGCAGAUGAGCAAGAUAUACACCAACACGAUUUUUAAUAAGUAA